Messenger RNA from Photinus pyralis (common eastern firefly), 4916 nucleotides. RefSeq names its product fibril-forming collagen alpha chain-like. The transcript has 20 exons. Gene Ontology annotation, molecular function: protein binding; extracellular matrix structural constituent. NCBI's taxonomy places the organism in Eukaryota, Metazoa, Arthropoda, Insecta, Coleoptera, Lampyridae. Bases 128 to 4729 code for a protein of 1533 amino acids. The record is from RefSeq and is a predicted model, not a curated record.
CGAUCCCUAGCCCAGAUUCGGGCAACCGGGAGAUGAGGGCAGCUUAGCCCCAAAAGGAUUUGUUGUGUUCACCUUAAUAAGAGUGAAAUUGUGUUAUUUAUAGUUGGACAUUUAGGUACUUAUUAUAAUGGGGAAUGUGAAAAUUAUAUGGGCUCUCUUCGUGGCGUUCAUGUUUUUACGAACAACUGCGGAAGCGCGUGUUCGAAAAGCAAAACUAACUCCACAAACUGCCGGAAUACAAAAUCCUCCUGGACAAGGAAAUUACAACGAUUAUGAAGAAUAUGAGGAUUAUAAUUAUGAAGAAUACGACGAAAAGAAAGGACAACCACCUGACGAACGACCAAAGCCUCGUCCCGUGCCUACUACCACACAACGGUAUGAACAGCCUCCCGAUGAAGUACCAGAACCCAUACCUACAGUUCCAGUACCUGUUCCUGUUCCAACUACAACUAUAAAACCAACCCCAUCGCCAGAUUGUCAACAGGACGGGCAAGUUUACCGUGACGGACAAAAAUGGAAAUCAAGCGCUUGUACUACUUGUACCUGUUAUGUAGGACAGAUUUCUUGCCAGACAGAUCCAAAUUGUGGAAAACCACCAGUUACAAAGCCUCCUACAAAACCACCAGUGACAACAUCAUAUGAAGCUUCCCCAACUGAUUCGUUUCCUGGCCCAAUAGGCGACCUUGGUUAUCCAGGUGUACCUGGUUAUCCUGGUGAUAUCGGCGAACCAGGUUACCCUGGCAUGCCUGGAGCACCUGGCCCACCUGGACCUCCCGGUCCGUCACCAGAUCUAUCUCACUACUAUGCACAGAUGUCACAAUCUCAGGCUGGACAAGAUAAAGGACCGUCGUAUCCCGAAUCAUUCCAUUUUAUGCAGGCGCAAGUAGGACCUGUCGGUGCCCGUGGCGUACCAGGGCCACCAGGUCCCAUUGGUCCCCAGGGAUUUCAAGGUGCGCGGGGUGACGUGGGAGAACAAGGUCCUCCCGGUCCAUCAGGUAUGCCAGGAGCUCGUGGAUUGCCAGGAUUACCCGGAAAAGAUGGAGAAAAUGGAGAAGAUGGUGAAGCUGGAGCUAUUGGAGCGGCAGGUCCAAUUGGUCCUAGAGGCUUACCGGGAAUGCCUGGUUUGCCAGGUGUAAAAGGCCAUAGAGGUUUCCCCGGGUUAGAUGGCGCGAAGGGAGAGCAAGGUCAGGGAGGUGAAAAAGGAAGCGCAGGUCCCGCCGGACCUAUUGGUCCACAUGGCGCUAUUGGAAACGCAGGACCUCGCGGUGAGCGUGGUAGGGAAGGUCCACCAGGUCCUCCUGGUUUAAGAGGAGUCGAUGGGAUUCCUGGACCACCGGGACAACCAGGCGCAAUUGGCAAAUCCGGUGCACCUGGAUUCCCUGGUAGUGCUGGAAACAAGGGUGAUCAAGGAGCUUACGGUCCCAAAGGUAGUCAAGGAUUGCAAGGACCACGGGGUGAACCAGGCCGACCUGGCCAACCUGGAGAAUCAGGACAACCUGGUCCAGCUGGAAAAGAUGGAUACCCUGGAGAAAAGGGUAUUCCCGGAUCUGCUGGGUUAGCUGGAGCACCUGGUUUCCCUGGAGCACGGGGUGCACCCGGUGUGGCUGGUAGUCCAGGAGAAGUUGGUCCCAAAGGUCUUCCCGGAAUGCCUGGAGAACGUGGUUAUAAGGGUGAAGGUGGUAUGAAAGGAGAAGGCGGUGCAGCAGGAGCAAGAGGUGCUCCAGGACCGUCUGGUGCCGAAGGUAAACGGGGCAAACGAGGAAUGCGAGGUCCAACGGGACCAAGUGGUGCUGCAGGUGAACGGGGCGCUUCUGGUGCUAGAGGUUUACCAGGACCAGAUGGAGCCAUCGGUCCUAAAGGACCGCCCGGUGACCGUGGCGGUGUUGGCGCACAGGGAGCGAAAGGUCCUCAAGGAGAUAUUGGUAGACCUGGAUUGCCCGGAAUGCAAGGGGAGAGAGGUUUAGCAGGAAAAACCGGACCUCCUGGUAAAACAGGAAAUGCCGGUGAACGUGGUCCGCCUGGUGCUGAUGGCAAGGCCGGUGAGCAAGGUGUACAAGGAAUACAAGGAUUGCCGGGUCCAAUAGGUGCUCCCGGAGAGAAAGGACCUGCGGGAGAGUCAGGAAAAGAUGGCGAACCUGGCGCACAUGGAGCAAUAGGACCGCGUGGUGAUCCAGGAAAAGACGGUGCUAUUGGCCACCCGGGACCUCCAGGACCAUCUGGGCACGAUGGUGAACGAGGACAACCCGGUUCUCCUGGACCACGAGGUUUCCAAGGUUUACCUGGUGCUCCUGGAAAUGCUGGUUUACAAGGUAAGGAUGGUGACGUUGGUAUGCCUGGACCACCUGGUCCUCCGGGAGCCGCUGGAAACAGAGGCGAAAGAGGUUUCCCGGGUGAAAGAGGAGGAGUUGGAUUACCCGGACCAUCGGGCGCACGAGGAGAAACAGGAGGACAAGGAAGCGACGGACCACCUGGUCCACAAGGACCUAUUGGUGAAAAAGGGCAUAGCGGUUUACCUGGUUUAGUUGGACUUCCCGGUUUACGGGGACCUACUGGCCCUCAAGGUGAUAAAGGUGAAAGAGGAUCUUACGGCGCACCCGGUCCCGAAGGACCUGCUGGAAGAUUAGGAGAAAGAGGUCCACCGGGACCCGUCGGCCCUCAAGGGGCUCAUGGGGAAUCUGGGGAGAGGGGCGAACCUGGCGCACAGGGUGUACCAGGUGAACAUGGUGCUGCAGGAUCUCCCGGUGAACGAGGAAGCAUAGGACCUCCUGGUGCACAAGGAUUCCCUGGACCACAAGGUUUGGUCGGGCUUCCCGGCGGUAAAGGAGAGCGAGGGGCUGGAGGUGCUAAAGGUUCUCAAGGAAACCCAGGUCACGCCGGCAAACCUGGAGACUCUGGACCACCUGGAUUAACUGGUUUAACGGGACCAAAAGGAAUGCGAGGAGAGCCUGGUGCUAGAGGAGAAGGUGGUCUAAUGGGCGCCCCAGGUCGGCCAGGAGAACCUGGUGCUGCAGGACAUCAAGGAAGUCCUGGACCUGCAGGACCUCAAGGAUUACCUGGAAUAAAAGGUAGUAGUGGUGAUGUUGGGCGAGCAGGAAGUCCAGGAGCACAAGGAUUGCCGGGGCCACCCGGAUUAGAUGGAGCUAAAGGUGACACUGGACACGAGGGUUCUCCAGGUCUCCAUGGUCCACCAGGACCAUCAGGGGCUGCGGGAGAAAGAGGUUUACCUGGUCUUCCGGGACCACCAGGACCGGCUGGACUUCGUGGACUUCGAGGACCUGCGGGCGAAACAGGACCUGCUGGAAAAGCAGGAAAUGAAGGCGCACCUGGUAUGAUGGGUUUAAUGGGACCAGUAGGAUUGCCUGGCGCACAUGGAGAGCAGGGACCUGAAGGGCCACCUGGUAAAGCUGGACCUCCAGGAUUAGCUGGUAGACCCGGUGACAAAGGUCCUGUAGGACCGGCAGGUCAAGCAGGAUCUAUUGGUCCUACUGGAUUACCAGGCCCACCUGGCUCUGCAGGAAGUCCCGGAGCCGCUGGAGAGCGAGGUCCUCGGGGCGAAACUGGACCAAUGGGUGUGGAGGGUCCCCAAGGAGCAAGAGGCAAAUCUGGUGCUCCCGGUGAAGCAGGAUCGAAGGGAGAUCGGGGUGAUAUGGGACCUAUGGGGAUGAAAGGUCACAGAGGUCUAAUUGGUUUACAAGGAAUGCCAGGGUUACCCGGUGUUGCUGGGGAAAGAGGAGGUAUUGGUUCUCCUGGAUUACCCGGAAAAGAUGGUGAUACCGGUCCAAGAGGCACCCCUGGCAGAGAUGGAAACCCCGGUGCCCAAGGCUUAUCGGGGCUGCCGGGAGAAAGAGGUUUAUCUGGUGAAAAUGGUCGCCCCGGUCCUCCUGGUCCACCAGGACCUCCUGGUCUUCCUGGACCUCCCGGAGAAGGUAUGGGAUACGAUGCGGCUGCAUUAGCGGCAUUACUUGGGCAAGGGCCUCAAAGCCAAAAGGGACCGGAUCCAAUGGAUGACGAGCCGAUUCGCAUUUUCGGAAAAGAAAUGACAGACGAAGAGAGAAGGGAAUUAGUUGUUAAGGCUUAUGAACAAUUGAAAUCCUCAUUUGAACGUUUCAAGAAGCCAAACGGCCAAAAAUCUUCUCCCGGAAAAACAUGCAGAGACAUAGCUGCCGCAUAUCCCGAUUCCGAAAGCGGCGAAUACUGGGUCGAUCCCAACGACGGUGAUAUUCGAGAUUCUAUACUGGUUUAUUGCGACAUGAAAAAACGCGCAACUUGUCUUCUUCCCAAACCUGACAGAUCCUCCGAAAUUUCAUACAAAGGACACGAACAAGAAGUAUGGUUAAGCGAAAUGGAAAACGGUAUGAAGUUAACAUACAAAGCGGAUAACAAUCAAAUCACAUUCUUACAAUUAUUAUCUACACAAGCCCAACAAACCAUCACGUAUCACUGCAAGAAUAGUGUAGCAUAUUACGAUGAGCAGAAAAAAACGCAUCGCAAGGGAGUCAAGCUUUUGAGCUGGAAUGACGUUGAACUAACACCGCGAGGAAAUCAAAGACUACGAUACGAAGUACCAGUAGAUGAAUGCAAGUCUCGACAAAACACUUGGGCCAGAACAGUAUUAACGUACACUUCAGAUAAAGCUACUCGACUACCAAUUGCAGACAUUGCGGUUAGAGAUAUCGGUCAACCUGAUCAAGCAUUCUGGGUUGAAAUUGGACCGGUAUGCUUUAGCUAAAUCCUUCCAGAUAUAUUACACAUGAACCACUGUACAACCACAUACCAGAAACUGCCAUGCGUGUUCAAUCAAAUACCUAAUAUCUCAAAGUGUUUCUUUAGUCAGCCAUGGAAAUACUCUACAAUUCCUAAAUAUGGUGCUAUGAUAUUGAAUGUAAAUUUUAGAGAAUAAAUCCGCUAAAAUGUGA